Messenger RNA from Tinamus guttatus (white-throated tinamou), 1551 nucleotides. It is a transcript of the gene ACRBP, whose product is annotated as acrosin binding protein. The record is from RefSeq and is a predicted model, not a curated record. Gene Ontology annotation, molecular function: protein binding. Lineage: Eukaryota; Metazoa; Chordata; Aves; Tinamiformes; Tinamidae. Gene Ontology annotation, cellular component: nucleus; acrosomal vesicle.
AUGUUGAGGCUCCUCUCCUUGUUGGGUUUGCUGAUCUGGCUGCAGCCCUCUGUGGCUCCACCAGUCUCUCUCCCAGGCAGUCCUCUGUCUGAUGGUGAGUACCAGAUUUUCUUCUCCAAAUUGAGGCCCUCAUGGAAGGCACGUGCUGCCUGCCGGCUACGACGCGACUAUGGCUGUUCCAGCCCUGAAGUCCUGCAGCUGGACAAGGAGGAGAACCACGGCUAUAUCCCUGAAGGGCCCAUCUGCUCUGAUUUCCCAGAGCAACUGUGGUUUAUGAACUUCUGCCAGUUCGCCCAGUACCGAUGCUCCAGUCACAAAUUCUACCUCAAGCGAAUCCUGUGUUCACGUUUGUCUCCUCCAAAAAAUGAUCUUGUCCAGCCAGAGCGAUCUUAUGGUGUGGACUCCUGGGCAAACGACAGAAGCUCCCUUGCAAUCCCAGGACAGGCUUCCCGUUUGGAUAUUGACAGAUUUCUGCAGGCCAAUGUGGAUGCUCUCCUCCAGUAUUCCUUUGCGCUGUCUGGUCUGGAACCAGUGCGUAAGCAGCACCCCUCUGCCAUGGCACGGGCGCAGGAAGCCCCGCGGGUCAUGGAGCUCCCUGUGCCGCCACGAAGCCAGCCUGUCCCAGACGCCCCUGCAAACCUGCCUGCCAGGCUGAAAGGCCGGAACCAAGCUUAUAUGACCUGGCAGCAGCGCCUGCAGCAGAACAUCCAGCGGCUGCUAGAUGUGAUUCGCUCCUUGGAGACACCACCGAGCACAGGACCACCAGCCUCCGGCACCAAGGAAGACCAGGGGAGCACAUCCAGCCAUGCUGAGAAGAGUGCACAGGAAAUGGCUGCCAGUGGCAGCCUUUUAGCUCUGGAUAAGAAUGAGGCAGUGACGAUCCUCUGCCGUGCAAUACAGGAUGAAAACUGUAUCUCAUCAGUGGUUACCCAGGCCUGGAAACAAAUGGAAGAAAAAGACCUUGGCUUCGGAGAGUUGGUGUGUGACAGUCUUGGGCGGCAUCACAUGGCCCUGUGUCCUGGCUGCGCUUUCUGCUCGCUGAAGAGGGAGCAGUGCCAGAACACCACCAACCUGAGACGUGUUAAUUGCAAGACAGGCAAUUUCGUCUCCUACAUCAACCCCCAGAUCGCAGCUGAGCAUCAGGCUGCAGGCAGUCAGGUCAGAUCCCCGGCUGCCUGGGAGUACAAUGGCAUGACGGCUUACAGCAAGUCGAGUGAAGAGUACUGGUGUGGCCACUUGGGCAUGCAUGGCUGUGACGACCCGCGUGUGGCCCUCUGGCUGCAAGCAGAAUACACUUCCUUUCAAGCUGGGGAUGCUCCAGGCCAGGUCUGUGAUUCAGGUGGAGUUCAAUACCCCAAUUACUGCGCAUUCAAGAGCCACCAGUGCCUGCAACAUAGCCUCCAAAACCGAAGGGUGUCUCGUGUUGCCUGUUCCCAGAACAAGACCUACCAGAUGCUGAGUGAGGAGGAAGGAAAGGAAGAGGUACUGCUGUGGCACCGCUGGUUCCUCAGUCUCAUGAGGGAUUAAGUGCAAUAGUGACAACCACACAGA